GGGGUGGGACUGCCGGAUUGAAUCCGAUGCCGAGGCUUCGAAGGAGGGACCGCGAGAGAGUAGCGGUUGCCGUCAUGGCUGCCGCAGGCAAGAUUGCGGAGGAUGCCUUCGACGCGCUUGACCUCAUUGCUGGGUAUCGCAGUGGGUUUGGGCAGCCUGUGGGCCCUGCGCCACUCGCCAAUCUGGGACUCCGCAUUGAAGAUGAUGACGACGAUGGCCCGACCAAUCACAGUCUGCUGUGGCUUUGGCCUGCCAUUGUCGACAUCACCAGAAUCCUUCCCCGUGCGUCCCCUAGGUGGUGGGUGAUGCGGCGAAGUGCUGGUUUGUGGAAGGAUCUUCCCGAUGACGACGCCGAGGACGACCACUACCUCAGUCUUCUACGGAUGAGGCAUUCAACUUUCGACCGUUUGCUGUGGAAGGUUGGCCCUCUUUUGGAGAGGGAGAUCCCCAGAUUCCGUCUCCCUUUGCCACCGGCCAAGAAAUUGGCGUACGCACUCCAUAGGUGGGCCCAUGGAGACCACCAUGGGCACAGUUGCUCAGGUUACGGCCUUGGCAGAACCAGGGGCUUGCCUGCUGUUAUGGAUGUUGCAGAGGCAAUUGUUGAGAGCUACCCGGGUGCCGUGGGCUUCGGUGGGUUCGCCGAACAUGCCAGAAUGCAGAAAUUUCCGGGUACCGUCGGUGAUGCUCGUGUGCUGAAGAACACGUCUUUGUAUCGCCGCGUAUUGAAGGGCCACCUAUUUCUUGACGACGUCCACGACCCGUUCCUGGAGCAAAGAGACGCCAUCCCGGAUGUGCCUGGUGGGUACUUGCUCGGGGAUGGUGGUUACCCGAGUUUGCUUUGGCUUGUGAUUCCGUACGGCCGCCAACAGGUGGUCACGCACUCCAUGGACGUCUUCGAUUCGCUCCACAAGAUUGUCCGUUCCGCUGUGGAGCAAUUUUUUGGCGUCUUCAAAAUGCGAUUCUUAGAUUACGUCUGUGACAGGCACGCGUUGGAUGAGGAGAUGGAGAGUGCGGAGCGAGAGCUGGAACACAUGCACAGGGUUCUGGUGGCGAGAGGAGACACCAUCUCCGUCCGAAUGCGCAACGGGAGAGCCGUGUGUGAAACGGAGGUCACNGAGCUGGAACACAUGCACAGGGUUCUGGUGGCGAGAGGAGACACCAUCUCCGUCCGAAUGCGCAACGGGAGAGCCGUGUGUGAAACGGAGGUCACACAAGACAGUAGAAACGCGCUCAGGUGGGCAGCAAUUGUUGCGGACAGGGUGCGGUCAUCACGCUCUGGCCUGCAGCAGUGCUGCGACAAUGUCGUGACCAGACACGUUCAAUUACGGCGGGAGUUGCAAAGGUGGAGGAGGAUGUGGGAGGACAGCCGAAUGGCGCAUGAUGGCGCCGCUCGUGGUCUGCGAGAAGCUGAGCGGGAGCUGGCCGAUAUUCGUAGAAGGUGCGAGGUUGCAGAAUCCGAGGUCGUCGUUGCGCGCAGACAAGCUGAAGAUGCAUGGAGAUUGGUCGAUGAAAUUAUGCGCAGUGAAUCAGCGGUGGGGAAGUCGGAUGGUGACGACUUUUGUGAAGUCUUCGAGGGAUUAUCGGUGAAGGAGAAAGGCAAAUCCGUGGAUACCUCCCAUCAUAAGGGAGCUUCUUCUCCAUCAUCACCUAUGUGUCAUUCCUGCGAGAACAUGAGCAGCCGUCUCGCGCACAUCGAGCACGAGAUAGUGAAGCUGCAAGCCACGAACGAGAUGCUGCAGUGGCCUGCUUCGGUGUGGGAAGAAUGGGAUAACGAUUUGAAGAUGUGUUGCGUCCCUCGAAAGUUUCCCCCUCCGCCUGGAUCGUCUUCCUCAACCACUAAGUUCGGUGACAGCUUGAGGGAGUAGAUACAGAGAGAGAGAGAGAGAGAGAGAGAGAGAGAGAGAGAGAGAGAGAGAGAGAAGAGAGAGAGAGAGAGAGUUGUGGUUCGAUGGUUUGAUGGUGACGACCAUCUGUUUUUGUAAUUUGGACUUACAUUUUGAAAAACCAUUUGUUUGUGUAUUUUGGACUUAUCCUCAGUUGCAUUGAUGGGACCUUCCUUUCUCUCCCACAAGAUGUUUCUGUCAGCUGGGUUACCGACCUCCCCUUGCCCUAGCGCAUCUCUCUCUCUCUCUCUCUCUCU
This is a messenger RNA of Chara braunii, 2140 nucleotides long. The record is from the annotation of a GenBank genome assembly. Lineage: Eukaryota; Viridiplantae; Streptophyta; Charophyceae; Charales; Characeae.